AUGCCGAUCCCAACGCCCGACUUCAAGUCUCAAGAAAGACAAGCCCAGCCCAAUAGCGCAGGCGCUACAUGCUCGACCGGCCAGAAUGAUAUCAGUUCCUUUGCUGCACUGGAGGGUAGUGCCCCUCAUCUUGACACUAGCGUGCGCGACACCUCGGCGUCGCAGAAUGAUCGGAACGAUCGCCCAUUGAGCAAGGAGGAGGCGGAUCGGUUGUAUGAGGAGCGUAUGGAGGAUGAGUACGCGAAGAGGGAGGGUGGUGCAUAG
Molecule: messenger RNA, 264 nt
Organism: Penicillium cataractarum
Lineage: Eukaryota; Fungi; Ascomycota; Eurotiomycetes; Eurotiales; Aspergillaceae
Exons: 1
Coding region: 1-264 (87 amino acids)
Source: RefSeq, a predicted model, not a curated record